AUGGCCAAGUGGCUGAACAAGUACUUCAGCUUGGGCAACAGCAAGACCAAGAGCCCCCCGCAGCCGCCGCGGCCCGACUACCGCGAGCAGCGGCGCCGGGGCGGCGAGCGGCCCUCGCAGCAGCCCCCGCAAGCCGUGCCGCAGGCCUCCGCGUCCUCCUCGGCGUCCUGCGGUCCGGCCGCCGCCUCCUGCUUCUCGGCCUUGUCCGGAUCGCUGCCCGACGACAGCGGCAGCACGAGCGACCUCAUCCGCGCCUACCGCGCGCAGAAGGAGCGCGACUUCGAGGACCCCUACAACGGGCCCGGCUCGUCGCUGCGCAAACUGCGCGCGAUGUGCCGCCUGGACUACUGCGGCGGCGGCGGCGGCGGCGGCGGGGAGCCGGGCGGGGGCCAGCGCGCCUUCUCCGCCUCGUCCGCGUCGGGCGCCGCGGGCUGCUGCUGCGCCUCCUCCGGCGCGGGCGCCGCCGCCGCGUCCUCGUCCUCCGGCUCCCCGCACCUCUACCGCAGCAGCAGCGAGCGGCGCCCCGCCACACCGGCCGAGGUGCGUUACAUCUCCCCCAAGCACCGCCUCAUCAAGGUGGAGAGCGCCGUGGGCAGCGCCGCCGGGGACCCCUCGGGGGGCGCCUGCUCCGGCGGCCGCACUUGGAGCCCCACCGCCUGCGGAGGCAAGAAGCUGCUCAACAAGUGUGCCGCCUCGGCCGCGGAGGAGAGCGGGUCCGGCAAGAAGGAGAAGGUGAUUAUCGCUGAUGACUACUCAGAUCCCUUUGAUGCCAAGAAUGAUCUCAAGAGUAAAGCCGGAAAGGGAGAGAGUGCUGGCUACAUGGAGCCCUACGAGGCCCAGAGGAUCAUGACAGAAUUUCAGAGGCAGGAAAGUGUCCGGUCCCAGCACAAAGGCAUCCAGUUGUACGACACCCCUUACGAACCUGAGGGCCAAAGCUUCGACUCGGACUCGGAGAGCACAGUCAGCCCCCGACUGCGGGAGAGCAAGCUGCCCCAGGAUGACGACAGGCCCGCCGAUGAGUACGACCAGCCGUGGGAGUGGAACCGGGUCACCAUCCCAGCCCUGGCAGCCCAGUUUAACGGCAGCGAGAAGCGACAGUCGUCCCCCUCGCCUUCCCGGGACCGGCGGCGCCAGCUUCGAGCUCCCGGAGGGGGCUUCAAGCCCAUCAAACACGGAAGCCCCGAGUUCUGUGGGAUCCUGGGCGAAAGAGUGGAUCCUGCUGUCCCGCUGGAGAAGCAAAUAUGGUAUCACGGAGCCAUCAGCAGAGGAGAGGCCGAGAACCUGCUGCGACUCUGCAAGGAGUGCAGCUACCUCGUCCGGAACAGCCAGACCAGCAAGCACGACUACUCGCUGUCCCUGAAGAGCAACCAGGGCUUUAUGCACAUGAAACUGGCCAAAACCAAAGAGAAGUACAUCCUGGGUCAGAACAGCCCGCCGUUCGACAGCGUCCCGGAAGUCAUCCAUUACUACACCACCAGGAAGCUGCCCAUCAAAGGCGCGGAGCACUUGUCCCUCCUCUACCCCGUGGCCGUGCGGACCCUGUGA
This is a messenger RNA of Pipistrellus nathusii (Nathusius's pipistrelle), 1545 nucleotides long. Lineage: Eukaryota; Metazoa; Chordata; Mammalia; Chiroptera; Vespertilionidae. The record is from the annotation of a GenBank genome assembly.